Miniopterus natalensis is the source of this 2152-nucleotide messenger RNA. RefSeq names its product phosphatidylinositol glycan anchor biosynthesis class X (gene PIGX). Gene Ontology annotation, cellular component: endoplasmic reticulum membrane. The record is from RefSeq and is a predicted model, not a curated record. Lineage: Eukaryota; Metazoa; Chordata; Mammalia; Chiroptera; Miniopteridae. Gene Ontology annotation, biological process: GPI anchor biosynthetic process.
UGGCAGUGCUCUCUAGGAGCGGCGCGAAGCGUAGGCAGGCUCCUCCGUCCGCAUUUCACCGGGCGCGCUCCUCGCCGGCGCACGUUCCCCGCCGUCCUGGCUGCCCCGGCCGCAGUCGCGGUGGUCCAGGCGGUGGCCUGGCUGCUGCUCUGGGAGGCGGCUGGGUUCACCAGCACGUCCGCCACCGCCCUCGCUGCCUCCCACGCCGACACCGGCAUAAGGGCCAGUUGUUCUGAAAUUAUUUUGAGGCAAGAAGUUUUGAAAGAUGGUUUCCACAGAGACCUUUUAACAAAAGUGAAAUUUGGAGAAAGCAUUGAGGACUUACAGACCUGCCGACUCUUAAUUAAACAGUACAUCCCAACAGGACUUUUUGUGGAUCCAUAUGAGCUGGCUUCAUUAAGAGAGAGAAACAUAACAGAGGCAGUGAUGGUUUCAGAAAAUUUUAAUAUAGAAGCUCCCAACUAUUUGUCCAAGGAAUCUGAAGUUCUCAUUUAUGCCAGACAAGAUUCACAGUGCAUUGAUUGUUUCCAAGCUUUUUUGCCUGUGCACUACCGCUAUCAUCGGCCACAUAGUAAAGAUGGAGAAACCUUUAUUGUGGUCAAUAACCCUGAUUUACUGAUGUAUUGUGACCAAGAGUUUCCAAUUUUGAAAUGCUGGGCUCAGUCAAAAGUGGCAGCUCCUUGUACUUUGAAGAAUAAGGAUAUUUGCCAAUGGAACAAUAUGAAAUAUAAAUCAGUAUAUAAGAAUGUGACUCUGCAGGUUCCAGUGGGACUGACUAUACAUACUUCUUUAGUAUGUUCUGUGACUCUGCUUAUUACCAUCCUGUGUUCUACUUUGAUCCUUGUGGCUGUUUUCAAAUAUGGCCAUUUUCCCCUAUAAGUUUUAUGCAAUUAAAUGCUUUCCAUAAACCUAAAUAAGACCUAAUCAUUUGUGACUAGAAGUAUUCUUCUAGAAUUGUCAUUACUUUUGUCUUGUCUUCAUUUUGUUUACUGGCUCAAUUAUGUUUACUGGAGGAAAUUUUGGAUCAUUCUCAACUAAUUCCAAAAUUUAGUGUUCUGUUAUGUAGACCUUUGAUAAUCUUCAAGCAUCUAGUGCCAGUAGAGGAAACUUAAUUCUGUUAAAUUAUUAUUUUGUGGGAAGUCACUUUAUCUUCAUUUGGGUUACAAAAAUAAGUACUUUAUGUAUUAGAGACAAAUUAUUGUCAGUUUGUAAAUAGAAACAUUUCAAUUUAAGCUAAAAAUUGAGAGAAUCAUUAUAAAUAAGAAUAAAAUAAUUUGGAUGAAUGAGUUUAUUUAAAUCUUAUUUUUAUGAGAAUAGUGAAGUCAUUUAGAGUUUCAAAGAAAAUCAUUAAGAACAGCUAAGAAAAUAUUAAUAUCAAAGUUGAUUAUUCUUUAAAACAUUUCCAUUCUCCCUUUAUAAUUUAUAUUGCUUUUGAACAUAUGCAUUGUCAAAGGGCUUGAUGAAACUAAGCACUAAGAUUUAAUUCUGAUUUAGUACUGAAUUUGUCAGGAAGACAGUUCGGAACGUGUAUAUUUUAUUAAGUUGUACAUUUACAAAAAAUGUGUUUUGUAUCUUCAGGUGAUUUUUAAAAAAUAAAAGAUCUUGAUUUAGAACCAAAAGGCUGUAUUAAUAAACACAACUAUGUGAAAAAGUUUAAAGUCAUACAGUAUAUUGUUACGUACAUAAAGUUUUUUAAGACAGUCUCAGCAUUCUGUACAUACAUGUGUUACAUUUCUACAUUUUACUCCUCACAUCAGCUUCUGCAUUAAGUUUAAUUAUGACUAAUUUGUGCUAUUCUUAGUGCAUACAAGACACUUGACAUUAGUGUUUUAUUCUUGUAUAUAAAAAGUACAAUAUGGAGAUGUAUACAGUCUUUGCUAUGUUAGGUUUAUAAACUGUUUUAAAAAGUUCAUCCUUUUGCCAAAGUGAUGGAGAAUAUAAUUGGUAAAUCUUAAGUCCUGUGGUGAAUAAUGGUGUGAUUUAAAGCUUUUACUAUGUUAUGUUUUCUUUUGAGACAUUAAUUUAGUAAUUUUAUUUUGGGGAAAAUAAGAGCUUUAAAUUUUAUUUAACUAGAACCUCUCCCCUUCUUUAAUGAAACAUUCUGUACCAUGUCUGUAUUAAAAAUAACAUUGCUGAUUUUGUUUUUGGAAAA